AGAGAGAGAUAAUUGGUAGUUGUUUUUUUUUAAUUAUUCUUUUUAUUAUAUUUUUUAUGCUUGUUAUCCACGCAAAAAUUCGCAAAUUUCAUUGUAACCAUAACCGUUCAUCCAAUAUCUUAAAUAUACCCAUCUCUCUCUUUUUCUAUGUUUAUCAUCUCCAUACUUUCUUUUGGGUUUGGCAUUUUGAGGAGGAGGUAAAGAAAUAGAGAGAUGGGUUUAUUUGGGUAUUUUUGAUGAAGAAAUGAUGAAGUGAGGUGAAAAGAGGACCCCACUCUUCAUCUGGAUCAUCUUCUUCGUCGAAAAAAAACCUUUUUUUCUCUCUUUUCUCUUAUCCUAACCUCAUUUGUCUUUAUUUGUUGUGUGUUCUUUAUUGGGUUUUGUAUAAUUCAACGCAGAUCUUGAGUUUUGUUGGGUGCACCUAAUUGUGCUUCAAUCCCAACUAACUCAGAUCUGUAUUGUCUCCCUACCAAUAAUUAUUUGUACUCAAAGAUUUCUGUGUUUUAUUUUGCUUUACCAAAGUUGGGAUUUUUUUCAAGAUAUGGAUCUCUGUAUCUAGACUUAUCUUUCAUUUUUAUUUUCUCUUUUCUUGGGAUUUCCAGGUGUCAGAAACCCGUACCAGAUCUGGAUACCCCACCACCAUCACCUCAUUGGUCUCUCUUCCACUGGGUUCAUCUUCUCUCUUCCUCUCUUUGGAUGACACCUUUUUAGGCACCAUCAUCUUUAUUCUCAAACCCAGAUAAAGAGAGGAAACAAGUGUUGUUACUGUUUCACUUGGAUUCUUAAUUGGGUUUUAAGGUGACAUCUUACCAAAGUGAAUUUGUUCUUUGCAGUGUUUAGCACAUAUUAGUACUCUCACUUUCAUUGAUUCUUAAUUAGACUUUUGAGGAGGAGGCCCACUGGUUGGGUUUGGUGGGCUUUCUCAUAACCAAUAAGAACCCAUUUCUUGAAAGGUAUUUUCUUUCUUUUUUUUUUUUAAAAAUUUUCUUGAAGAUCCCACUUUAGUCUGUUUUUUAAGGUGUGGGGUGGGGGUGUUGUUGAGGGAAGGAGAGAGGCAGGAGAAGGAGAAGAAGAAGACAAUUGGGUCUUCUCUUUUUCUUUUUUUACCAUUGCUUUUUAUUUUUUUCACAACUUGUUGCGGCAUUAGAUCAUUCUUCCAUUUUAUGUAUAAACCAUGCCUAUCAUAAAUUUGACCUCCAAAUAGAAUUCUCCCUUCCCCUUUUUAUCCUCUGAUGUUACUCUACUUCUUGAUCACUUGUUUCUCCUUUAUCUUUUUAAAGUCUCUCCAUUUGAAGCCACUUCCUUCAUGGGCAACUGAAGUUAGAUUGCUGUCAAUUUGGUUUUGGAAAGAGUUGUUUCUUUUUCCUUAUUUGUGUUCUGUAAAGAAUACCCUUUCCAAAGCUUUUUAUUUCACUAGACUUCCUUCAAAAAUGUCUACGAAGAAAAUGACCACCUUAAGUACUUCCACUGUAGAACUAGAAAAUCUUGUGGAUGAUGAGACUGGAGAGAUUACAUUUUUAGACUUACCAGAUUUAACUUUGGAUUGCAUUCUUGAGAGGCUACCACCUGCGGGGCUUUGUAGUAUGGCAGGUGUAUGCACUUCUUUGAGGGAAAGGUGUAUCAGUAAUCAUUUAUGGGAAAGGCAUAUGAAGCAAAAAUGGGGUAAGAUUAUCGGUCCCGCUGCUUAUAGAAAGUGGCAAUUUAAUAUAGCUGCAAGCAAAGAUUUCGAUAACUGCAAACAAGGCAAGCAAAAAAAAUUGAUGAGGCUUCUUUCUAUAGUUUUGCCUUUUUCUUGGAUGAAUUCAAUGGAAGAUGAUAAUAAUGUCAAGCAAAAGAGUUCCUUGCCUGUUGAUUCUAUCAUGUCUUGGUAUCUUGCCCUUGAAACCGGCAGGUUCUGGUUCCCUGCUCAGGUCUAUAAUCGUGAGAAUGGGCAUGUUGGAUUCAUGUUAUCUUGCUAUGAUGCUGAACUUAGCUAUGAUCCUCGGACCAAUACAUUCCAAGCCAGGUACCCACCACAUGGUAGGAGAGCAAUUGCUAUAGAAACUGGUGUGCCAUGGGAAAGGCUUAGAGCACCACCGAUUGAUACUUCACCACAUCAUCUACAUAUCUCUGAUUGCCUGAAUGAUUUACGCCCUGGUGACCAUAUUGAGAUUCAAUGGAGAAGAAACAAAGAAUUCCCUUAUGGUUGGUGGUAUGGGGUUGUAGGUCACUUGGAGCCAUGUGAUGGGAAUGAAAAUUAUUGCAGGUGUCAUAAUAGUGAUACUAUAGUGUUGGAGUUCCAUCAGUACACUAGAGGGUCAAGGUGGAGAUGUACAAUGAUCAAUAGAAAAGAACAUCGAGAGGAAGGGAAUGAAGCAGAUGGAUUCUAUGGAGGAAUCAGAAAGUUAAAUGCCAAUGAAGAAAUUUCCAGGUGGAAGCAACUUUGGCCAACUGAAGUCUUGGAAUAAUAUACAAGUAAGGCUUUGGAAGCUAAAGAAAAAGGUUGAAUGAAGAUUAUUACAUCAAGAUUUUAAAAUUUUAAUCACAAAAGCUCUAUCUCUUCGAAGUAAUUUAAUUUUUUUCAAGAACGUAACAUUUGUAUGAGAUAGCAACUUGUGAAAGUUGAAAAUAGGCUUCUGAUUCAGUUACAUCAAUGUGGGAGGUCAUCUUCAUUUCUUUUUUUCUUUCCCUGUAUUUUUUGAAGGCAGGAGUUCAUGGCCAUUUCAUGGAUUCCUCAUCGAUGUAAAAUGUCUCCAUUUGAUGCAAAAUUUGAUGUAUGAUAUCCAUGACAUCAUUAUUUAUAUAUACAUACAUAUAGUUAUAUAA
Molecule: messenger RNA, 2805 nt
Organism: Jatropha curcas
Lineage: Eukaryota; Viridiplantae; Streptophyta; Magnoliopsida; Malpighiales; Euphorbiaceae
Product: F-box family protein
Molecular function (GO): protein binding
Source: RefSeq, a predicted model, not a curated record